CUCAAUCUCUCUUUUCCUUGCAGAUCGGUCUCCCUCUCGGUCUCUGCAUAGGCAAUCAGAGCUCUUUACUAGCAGAACCUCCUCACGCUGAUUGUAAUGAAUUUCCAUGCUGAAUGAAAUACAGCAGAUGCUUUCUUUCCACCCCACCAUCAAGACAGCCUUUUUCCUUAUUUUUGGUUUACUACAUUCCUGUGGACUGCAAGAUCGCCUUGGAUUUCAACAAAUAAUCUAUAUUUGUUCCUAGAUGUAAAAAAAAAAGAAAGAAAGGAAAGGAGUCUGAUUUGCAUCAAGCAAUCUGAUUAGGAUUCCCUUUGGCAGGAUUUGGCUGUUGUAAGAAACACUGCAUUUAUCUCCCUCUCUCUCUGUGAUACUGCUUUAUCCAGGCUGAUCAACCUGGUCCUUUGCAGUGUAUGAACUCGAAGCAUCAAGAAAAAAUUGAGCUUGGAAUAGUGUGACAAAUAAUAUUUCAGUUUUUGGGGAAUGGGCUUAAAUUCACUGAAAACUUGGAGAUUACAUAUGGCAAAAAUACAACGGUGGCAAUAAUUUUGUGCUGCACUUAACAUCGCAAAUUCAGCUUGGCCUGGCUAAAGAUAUUUGAUUUGCCUUUGUCCUCUCAACCUGGGAGAUAUCACUUUUGCUGAUGUUGAUGUAAACAAUGUCGAGACCAAAGGGAUUACUAUGGUUGCCUUUGAUCUUCACCCCAGUCUGUAUUGUGGUAAACUCGAAUUUGCUAUUAUGGAUAACAGCUUUUGCUGUACGAUUUACAAUAAUUGAUGGCCAAGCACAGCAUCCAAUAGUACCUACGAACUACGGUAAAAUACGUGGCACAAGAACAGCUCUGCCCAUUGAGAUUCUUGGCCCUGUCGAGCAAUACUUGGGAGUUCCUUAUGCCUCACCCCCAACUGGAGAGAGACGCUUUCAGCCCCCUGAGCCACCUUCAUCUUGGACUGGUGUCAAGAAUGCUACGCAGUUUGCUCCAGUUUGCCCACAGUUCUUGGAUGAAAGAUCUUUAUUAAACGAUAUGCUGCCUGUAUGGUUUACUGCCAAUUUGGAUACAGUUGUAUCAUACGUACAAGAUCAGAGCGAAGAUUGUCUAUAUUUAAAUAUAUACGUGCCAACUGAGGAUGGAGCCAACACAAAGAAACAAGCUGAUGAUAUUGCCAAUAAUGAUCGUGGUGAAGAUGAAGAUAUACAUGAUCCAAACAAUAAGAAACCUGUCAUGGUAUAUAUCCAUGGAGGAUCCUACAUGGAAGGAACUGGGAACAUGAUCGAUGGAAGUAUUCUUGCAAGUCAUGGGAAUGUCAUUGUUAUUACCGUCAACUACAGGCUAGGUGUUUUAGGAUUUUUAAGUACAGGAGACCAGGCUGCAAAAGGAAACUAUGGAUUACUUGACCAAAUACAAGCUUUGCGAUGGAUUGAAGAAAACAUUGGAGCAUUUGGGGGAGACCCAAAACGAGUGACUAUUUUUGGAUCGGGGGCAGGAGCCUCUUGUGUUAGCUUACUGACAUUGUCCCACUAUUCAGAAGGUUUGUUCCAGAAAGCAAUCAUACAAAGUGGAACAGCCUUAUCCAGCUGGGCAGUGAACUACCAGCCUGCCAAAUAUACUAGGAUAUUGGCAGAUAAAGUGGGCUGUGACAUGUUGGAUACUAUUGACUUAGUUGAAUGCCUUCGAGAGAAGAACUACAAAGAACUCAUUCAACAAUCCAUCACCCCAGCCACGUACCACAUUGCAUUUGGACCAGUCAUUGAUGGUGAUGUCAUUCCAGAUGACCCUCAGAUUCUCAUGGAACAAGGGGAGUUCCUUAACUAUGAUAUUAUGCUUGGAGUGAAUCAAGGAGAAGGUUUAAAAUUUGUCGAUGGCAUGGUAGAUAAUGAAGAUGGCGUUUCUCCAAGUGACUUUGACUUUUCAGUGUCCAACUUCGUAGACAAUCUCUAUGGUUACCCCGAGGGAAAAGACACACUUAGGGAAACCAUUAAGUUCAUGUACACUGAUUGGGCUGACAAAGAAAACCCUGAAACGAGAAGGAAGACUUUGGUAGCACUUUUCACAGAUCACCAGUGGGUGGCUCCUGCUGUUGCAACAGCUGACUUACAUGCUCGAUAUGGUUCUCCAACAUACUUUUAUGCAUUCUACCACCAUUGCCAAAGUGAAAUGAAACCAACUUGGGCUGAUUCUGCUCACGGUGAUGAAGUCCCAUAUGUGUUUGGCAUCCCUAUGAUUGGACCCACAGAACUCUUUAACUGUAAUUUCUCAAAGAAUGAUGUCAUGCUUAGUGCAGUAGUUAUGACAUAUUGGACAAAUUUUGCCAAAACCGGUGAUCCAAAUAAACCAGUCCCACAAGACACAAAGUUCAUCCAUACAAAGCCCAAUCGAUUUGAAGAAGUUGCAUGGUCCAAAUAUGAUCCAAAGGAUCAACUCUAUUUACAUAUUGGCUUAAAACCAAGAGUAAGGGAUCACUACAGAGCAACAAAGGUGGCUUUCUGGCUGGAAUUGGUACCACAUUUACAUAACCUGAAUGAAAUCUUCCAGUAUGUGUCAACAACCACUAAGGUGCCUCCUCCUGAUAUGACAUCCUUUCCUUAUGUCACAAGAAGGUCACCUGUUAAAUCAAGGGCUACCACAAAACGUCCUGCUAUGACACCGGCAAAUAAUCCUAAAGAAACUCAAAAAACUGUUUUGGGAGAAAGUACUAUUAUUACAGAAGACAAGCGAGAUUACUCAACAGAACUCAGUGUUACAAUUGCUGUUGGCGCAUCCCUCUUGUUUCUUAACAUUCUGGCCUUCGCGGCUUUAUACUACAAAAAAGAUAAAAGGCGUCAUGAGACACACAGACGCCCAAGUCCUCAAAGGAAUACAACAAACGACAUAGCUCAUAUACAAAAUGAAGAAAUAAUGUCAUUGCAGAUGAAACAGCUGGAGCAUGACCAUGAGUGUGAGGCCUUGCAGGCGCAUGAUACUUUACGGCUAACCUGCCCACCCGACUACACCCUCACACUAAGGAGGUCUCCAGAUGACAUUCCUCUCAUGACUCCAAAUACUAUUACAAUGAUUCCGAAUACACUAACAGGAAUGCAACCCCUGCAUACCUUUAAUACCUUUAGUGGAGGCCAAAAUAGUACUAAUUUACCCCAUGGGCAUUCUACCACUCGGGUAUAGCUUUGCCACUUUUUCAGCCACGUGAAGAAAACAAAAACAAACAGAAUAUUCAUCAAGAUGUAAGAAGGAGUUAUUUUCUUACUCAUUUUAUCCAGGCUAGAGGAUGUAUCCAAUAUCUAUAAAGAACAGACCGAAACAUGAAACGUGUAAAUACUCUUAUGAUGUUACUUAUGAAUUUAUCCCUGCUAGAUGAAGAGCUACACUUUCUGGACAUUCUCUUUACAGUGAAUGGAUGUUUCCUCAAUCACACAUGACAAAAACUGGUUGCUUUGGAAGAUGUUAAUUAUCAAUCUGCUUUGUUUUUGUUUUCUGAGCUCUCUAUGUGCCAUAAAAUGAAUGGCCCUUGGUCAAACAAGUAAAUAUAUUAAGCUUUUUUAUGAAGCUACACAUUACGAUGGAAACUAUUUAAAAUAAAAAGAGGGACUGACUAUGCAGAAUAUAUGUUCUGACAAGGAAGGCAAAUGCCAUUAUGAACUGUAUUUAAAGAAAACAAUAUUUGUAAAAAAUGUAAAUAGCUGUGAGUUAAAAAUUAUCUUUUAUCGAUGUUUUAAGUUUAAAACAAAAGAACUUUUAGAAAAAUUGUGCUUUUAGUUGUUACCUAUGUGUAUAUACAUUAGUCAAGACCCAUCUCUGUUGCCUCCAGAAUAAGAAAGAGUUUUCUUCUUAAUAACCUAUCCUUGAGAAGGUUUUGGAAUUUUUUAACCUUAUUCAUUUGUAGGGAAAAACUGCAAGUUCACUUGAAGAUGACAUUUUGAAUAUGUUAACAAAAAAAGUUACCUUUUGAGGUUCUACAAAUGCAUGUUCAAUUUAAUCUGACAAGCUGAUUAUUAUUACUAUCACUUUUUUUAUUUUGUUAUUUUUUGCAUUUUUCAUUUUGGGCUUUUGUUUCUUAAGAAAGACAGAGCGGUACAUAAAAUUCAUUUGAGUAUGCUUUGAGUUGCUGUUUUAAGUGCCCAUAUGAAUUUAGGAAAGCUUGUUAACUGGUUAGUCAAACUAUACCAUAUGUCUCUGUAUUCACCGACCUCUGCGGCAGAGUUAGAACUGUCUUCUGUAACACUAACAGAAUCAAUACUGAGGUUCAGUUAGUUUAAGUGAUGAGAACUGAGUCACUACAUAGACUAUACAACGUCUGUCAUUUUAUAUGUGGGUCAGGAAACAUUUUAAUUUUUUAAUUUUAAUGAUUAUGUACCUGUUACAUGAGUAAUGCACAUAAUGAAAAGAUAUAAAGAGAGAUCACCAAAUGAUUUUCAAAUAAAUUCUGAACAUUUUAUUGGAAAAAAAUAUAA
Molecule: messenger RNA, 4443 nt
Organism: Spea bombifrons (plains spadefoot toad)
Lineage: Eukaryota; Metazoa; Chordata; Amphibia; Anura; Pelobatidae
Gene: NLGN4X
Product: neuroligin 4 X-linked
Exons: 7
Coding region: 656-3157 (833 amino acids)
Biological process (GO): synaptic vesicle endocytosis; neuron cell-cell adhesion; presynaptic membrane assembly
Cellular component (GO): postsynaptic specialization membrane; cell surface; synapse
Molecular function (GO): neurexin family protein binding; signaling receptor activity
Source: RefSeq, a predicted model, not a curated record